GAACAGAAGAAGACAACAAUAACAUCUCGAACUCUUCAGUUUUCUGAUCUUAUCUGGUCCUCCACAAUGAGCUGUGAUGUUGUAAAAAUGCAGUUUACUAAAGAGGAGAAUGAUGAUGAUACAUGCCAUCAGUGUGGAAAGAGCUUCUCAAGUAAAGGAAACCUCAAAGAACACACGAGAAUUCACACUGGAGAGAAACCGUUUGUGUGUCAACAGUGUGGAAAGAGCUUUAUCCGGUCCUCCAUGCCACAUUGCAAUGAGCUUUGACGUUGUAAACAUAGAAUUUAAUAAAGAGAAGAAUGAGGAUUUUACAUGCCAUCAGUGUGGAAAGAGCUUGUCGUGUAAAGCAAGUCUCAAAGACCACAUGAGAACUCACACCGGAGAGAAACCGUUCACAUGUCCUCAGUGUGGAAAGAGUUUCACACGUAAACAAUGCUUAAUACGUCACAUAAGGGUUCACACCGGAGAGAAGCCGUAUGUGUGUCAGCAGUGUGGAAAAACAUUCAGAAAUCGGGGAAACCUUAGGACUCACUUAAGAGUUCACAGUAAUGAGAAACCAUUCAAGUGUCCUCAGUGUGAAAAGAGUUUUGUAUGUAAAGACCACCUCAACGAUCACACGAGAGUUCACACCGGAGAAAAGCCUUUCUCGUGUCCUCAUUGUGCGAAGUGUUUUUCAAAUAAACGCAGCCUUGGUAUUCACAAACGAAUUCACGCCGCAGAUAAUCCAUUCUUGUGCUCUCAUUGUGGGAAAUAUUUUGUAUGUAAAAGCAACCUUGAGAGUCACAUCCGAAUUCACACCGGAGAGAAGCCGUUCACAUGUGAUCAGUGUGGAAAGAGAUUCAAAUGGACAAAUAGUCUCCGAAUUCAUAAACUCCUUCACUCCGGAGAAAAGCCAUUUAAGUGCGAUCAGUGCGAUAAGAGGUUUGCUCUGGAAUCAGACCUAAAGGACCACGUGAAAACUCACACUAAAGAGAAGCCUUACUUGUGUUAUGUUUGUGGAAAGAGGUUUUUAUGGCGGAGCAGUUUUAAAGAACAUCAGAAAAUCCACUCUGGUGUGAAAGAGUAUUCCUGCACAGAUUGUGGUAAAGCCUUCACUGGAGCCACUCAGCUGAUAGUGCACCGCAGGAUCCAUACUGGAGAAAAACCUUACAAGUGUUCGCAUUGUGACAAGAGUUUCAAAGAGUCAAGACCCCUAAAAGACCACGAGAGAAUCCACACGGGAGAGAAACCGUUCCAGUGCCAUCCGUGCGGCAGGAGAUUCACUCAUUCUCAAAGUGCACUGAUGCACAGAAAGAAGCAUUGUCCGAAAUUAAAGUCAAGUCAUCCAUACCGCAUAAGAAUGAGCUGUGACGUAAAGGAGUUUGUUGAAGAGGAGAAUGAUGAUGAUACAUGCCAUCAGUGUGGAAAGAGCUUCGCAAAAGAGUUUUACAAGUCGUGGAGUCUUAACAUUCACUUGAGGGUUCACAAUAUUGAGAAACCAUUCAAGUGCCCUGAGUGUGAAAAGAGUUUCGGACGUAAAGACCACUUCAAUCGUCACAUGAAAAUUCACGCUGGAGAAAAUCCAUUCUCAUGUCCUCAUUGUGAGAAGUAUUUUUUAACUAAAACCCACCUUGAGAGUCACAUCCGAAUUCACACUGGAGAGAAGCCGUUCACAUGUGAUCAGUGCGGAAAGAGUUACAAAUGGUCAAAUAGUCUCCGAAUUCAUAAACUCUUUCACUCCGGAGAAAAGCCAUUUAAGUGUGAUCAGUGUGAUAAGAGGUUUGUUCUGGAAUCAGACCUAAAGGCCCACAUGAAAACUCACACUAAAGAGAAGCCUUACUUGUGUUCUGUUUGUGGAAAGAGUUUUUCAUGGCUUAUCCGCUUUAAAGACCAUCUGAAAAUCCACUCUGGUGUGAAAGAGUAUUACUGCACAGAUUGUGGUAAAGCCUUUACUGCAGCCACUCAGCUGAAAGUGCACCGCAGGAUCCAUACUGGAGAAAAACCUUACAAGUGUUCGUAUUGUGACAAGAGUUUCAAACAGUCAGGAGCCCUAAAAGACCACGAGAGAAUCCACACCGGAGAGAAACCGUUCCAGUGCCUUCCGUGCGGCAGGAGAUUCACCCAUUCCAAAACUGCAAUGAUGCACAGAAAGAAGCAUUGUCCAAAAUUAAAGUCAAUAUGACUGGAUAAACAAGACCUUAAGAGCUCAACAGUUCAUGAGUGCUGAAUUAUUGCCCUUGUUUUACUCUGUUAUUUGGGAUUUGAAAUGUGAAUACUGAGUAUGCUGUCAUUCACGUAAUGUAAAUAAUCUGUAGUAAAGUUACACAUCUUCAUUAUUGUAUGAUUGUUCCUACACAAUUGCAUUACUGUAAUUGUUUAGAAUGUACUGCUGCUGCUGAAAAGGAACAAAAUGAGAUCCAGUGUCUGUUAUGUAUUUUUUUUAGAGAUGGACUUUUAUUAAAACAAAUAUUCCAC
Messenger RNA from Onychostoma macrolepis, 2454 nucleotides. Its product is annotated as gastrula zinc finger protein XlCGF58.1-like. Gene Ontology annotation, molecular function: DNA-binding transcription factor activity, RNA polymerase II-specific; RNA polymerase II cis-regulatory region sequence-specific DNA binding. The transcript is spliced from 5 exons. Lineage: Eukaryota; Metazoa; Chordata; Actinopteri; Cypriniformes; Cyprinidae. Gene Ontology annotation, biological process: regulation of DNA-templated transcription. The coding region runs from base 110 to 2161 and encodes 683 amino acids. The record is from RefSeq and is a predicted model, not a curated record.